ACAGGCUGUGCUGCGUGCCAACGGGGGCUUGACUGCGGCACACGGCAGCAGCAACUUCAACCUAUGCCUUUUUCGCUUUGCUCUUUUUUUUUCCCCCCCCCACCUUGGGAAAUCAAACUACGACCGCACCGUUAUGAAUACCAUCAGCAUAUAUUGAGAAUACGGCCAUAACGAUGUGUAUUUGUGCAGAAACCAACGGGGGCUGCUGACACAUCCCCAGACCCGCCGUGCCCGCUGCCACGUCUGCGAGCAGGGCUCUCUCUGGAGGAGCUCUCAGCACUUUACCCUUAAGACCUGCGCGGUUUUGACACGAAGCGGAUACCGUAUUCUGAGCCAGCGCUGAAAACGUACAUACAUACAGACAGACAGACAGACAUAAACAAACAAACGCGCAGUUUGAAGAGAGAAGGCAGCGCGUCCCACCGCCAUCCACCUGGAGCCGGCGCAGAGCGGCAUCCCCGCCCGCCGCCCACCUCCCGUCAGCCCGACGUGACCCGGCUGGAAGUACUGAAGCUGAGGGCGGCUCCGCGGCGCUGCCCACGUCCGCCCGGCGGCUCACACCGCGCCGCCACCUCCCCCUCACGGCUCCGCCGCCGUAAUGGCGACCGGAGGCCCGGGCUCGCAGCGGCGGCACGCCAUCUCCCUCGCGGGAUCCCUGCGCCGCCAGAAAGUAGUCCCCGCCCCCCACCUCUGCUGCCCGCCCGCCGGGGGAGCCCCGCGGCACGCAAAUCCAGAGUUCUAGAGUCCCAUCGGUGCCAGGGGAAGCCUUCCGCCGCCGCGCCGCAGGGGCUCCGCCGGCAUCCCCGCCCCUCGGAUAGAUCCGGCCGGGCCGGCGCGGAGGGAUCCCCGGAGCCGCGCCGCGCCGGGGGAGGGGGCCGCGAUGUAGGCAUGAGGGUCGGCGCGGAAUACCAGGCGCGCAUCCCCGACUUUGAGCCCGGUGCCACAAAAUACACCGAUAAAGAUAAUGGAGGGAUGCUCGUAUGGUCACCAUAUCAUAAUAUUCCAGAUGCCAAGUUGGAUGAAUAUAUAGCAAUAGCAAAGGAAAAACAUGGAUACAAUGUGGAACAGGCUCUCGGCAUGUUGUUUUGGCAUAAACACAAUAUUGAGAAGUCCCUUGCGGAUCUCCCUAACUUCACUCCCUUCCCUGAUGAAUGGACAGUUGAAGACAAAGUCCUAUUUGAACAAGCAUUUAGCUUCCAUGGAAAGAGCUUUCACAGGAUCCAGCAAAUGCUUCCAGACAAGACUAUUGCGAGCCUUGUAAAAUACUACUAUUCUUGGAAAAAAACUCGCUCAAGGACAAGUUUGAUGGAUCGACAGGCUCGAAAGCUUGCUAAUAGAAAUAAUCAAGGUGACAGUGAUGAUGAUGUAGAAGAACCUCAUCCAAUGGAUGGAAAUGAUAGCGAUUAUGAUCCCAAAAAAGAAGCCAAAAAGGAGGUAACAGAUAACUUAAUGGGCAAUAAUGAGCAGCCUGUUCAGACCAGCAAGAUAGGGCUGGGUAGAAGAGAGUAUCAGAGCUUGCAGCAUCGCCACCAUUCUCAGCGUUCCAAAUGCCGUCCACCAAAAGGCAUGUACCUGACCCAGGAAGAUGUGAUAGCUGUUUCCUGUAGUCCCAAUGCAGCCAACACAAUUCUUAGACAGCUGGAUAUGGAACUAAUCUCAUUAAAGCGACAGGUUCAAAAUGCUAAGCAAGUAAACAGUGCACUUAAACAGAAAAUGGAAGGCGGGAUUGAAGAAUUCAAACCUCCUGAGUCUAAUCAGAAAAUCAAUGCCCGUUGGACCACAGAAGAGCAGCUUCUUGCAGUACAAGGUGUCCGCAAAUAUGGUAAAGAUUUUCAAGCUAUUGCAGAUGUAAUUGGCAACAAGACUGUUGGCCAAGUGAAGAACUUCUUUGUAAACUACAGGCGUCGGUUUAACUUAGAGGAGGUAUUGCAGGAAUGGGAAGCGGAACAAGGAACCCUGGCUUCUAAUGGUGAUGCUUCUGCUUUAGGGGAGGACACAAAAAAUACUUCUAAUGUGCCAUCAGGAAAGAGCACUGAUGAAGAAGAUGAGGCGCAAAGCACUCCGACCACUCAGUGUUUAGGCCCUUCACCUCCAGCACAGGCAUCUGCUCCAGCUCCCACCGCUCCCAUAGCAACUUUAAAUCAGCCACCCCCGUUACUGCGUCCAGCACUUCCUGCUGCUCCUGCUCUCCACCGUCAGCCUCCGCCGCUCCAACAACAGGCGCGAUUUAUUCAGCCAAGGCCAACCCUAAAUCAGCCUCCCCCACCGCUCAUCCGCCCAGCUAAUUCCAUGCCUCCCCGUCUGAACCCAAGGCCGGUGUUAACCACUGUUAGCGGCCAGCAGCCACCCUCACUGAUUGGAAUUCAGACAGAAUCCCAGUCCACUCUGCACUGAAGAAAUAAAGCAGAAUGAUGCUAACUCCUACAUCUGAAAGACUGUAUCAAGGUACUUUUCUUUUUCCAAAUAAAGAAGCAGAGGAAAAGCAAGCCUUCACAGGUAGCAGACCAGUCUUACGGAGGAGCAAGGUAAUAACCAGUACUGGAACCACGUGAAUGACCACCUGUGUAAAAAUAUUUUUUGUAGAAGACUUGUACAGAAGAACAAUGCCUACAGUGCAGCCCUCCUCUAUGUGAAUAACUGUCGAAGGAAGCUAACUUCAUACAUGAGUAAAUGUUCAACACACCGGGAUUUCGUUUAACUGAUUUUUUUACUCUGUUUAUUUUAUUACGGUUCUUUGUAGUCGAGCAUCUAACUACAGGAAAGUAGGCUGGCAAAUCUAGGAAAAAGUAAUACUGUAGGAGACUUAAAUGUAGUGGUUUUCUGUGUGUAAUUUUUAUUUUAUUUUUUACUUUUUAGUGGAGAAAAAAGUAAACCUAAUGGCCUUAGGUUCAGAAUUUUUGGCCCUGUUUAGGUAUCUGUAGAAGCAUUUCUUGCAAUUGUAAAAGGUAGACGAUUCUUCUCUUAAUGUUUUUUCCCAGAAUGUUUUUUUCUUGUUUAAAAAAGGUACUUUCUUAUUAAAUAGUCCUCUUCAAGAGUGUUCUGAAAACUCAGUGAGCUAUUGUACAAAAUAUACUAAACUUCACGUGUGUUCUAGUCAUAGAAGCUGUCUGGAAACAGGAGUCCAGUUUCCCGCUGCACUGUCUCUUGUAGGCUGGGCUGGGGAGCGGCAGCAACCGCCAGCACCCAGAGGGAUGACAGCAGAGGAACUGCUUAGCGAGAGCCAUCCAUUUAAUUAGUUCUUCUGCUGACCUCUCUCAUUUAAGUACAGCAGAAUUUCAGUCCUCUGAGAACGCCUGCUCACAGUUGUUAUGUGCGAGAUCAUUGAUAUCUUGCCUAGGAUGCAUGGUGGAGCACCAUGGAGAGGCUGAGGGCGGUAGGAGAGUAACGUAGCAAUAGGGCUCUCUGCUGCCUGCCUGCCCGGUGUUAAAUGAGUGUCUCAUUUCUGCUAUUGCUGGCAGAUUGGCAGGCUGGGUUACGGCUAUCGUGGUUUGUUUUGUUUUAUUCACUAGUAAAACUUGCAUUUGGGUAUUAAUUAUGGCUUCCCCAUUUUAGGAGAAUAAAAGGUUGGGGUUUAUUUUCCACUGUAUUUACUGCUACAUUUUUCUUGUUGUCUAAAACCCUGAUUCAUGCCCAGCAGUAGUUUUUUGUUGGUUUGUUUUUAAAGCAAACACCUCUCCCUUCCAAGUAAACCAGGCUUCAGUUUCAGUACCAGCAUUUGAAACUAUGAUCUGAGUCAAGCUAUUGAAAAACAUUGUGCUGCUAACUGCCAUGCUAUUCUAGAAAAUUGUUUGUUUAUACCUGGCAUUUAAAGUCCUUUUAAAUCCAUUCUGUUAUUAGCUAGAUUUGCCCAUGACUCAGAUGAGACUAUAUUUGAAAAUGGAAUGUGCUCUCCCUUGUUCUUUCCACAGAUAAUGGGGUGGUCUGACCAUCAGUUAGCAGUUGGCUAAAGCUUUUCAUUUGUGCAAAGGGAAGUUCUUACAGCACCAGAUCCUAUUACCUUUGUAAAUCUAGCAUUAGGGAUUGAUAUUUGUGACCUGAAUUGCAAUUAAAGUGUUCACCUUUAUGGUUUAAUUCACAAAUAUUUUCAGAUCAAGCUCGAUUUUUCUUUCAGUACAGCUUUCAGCAGUGCACUGACAUCUCAUACAAAGGGUUCUUCUUAGGAAUUUUCUUCUGCAUCAGAGUAGGUUCUUAGCCACUAUGUGAGCAUCAGAUAACCUCUCUCCUGAGAAAAGCAGCAUUGUAACGCAGGUGCUGAGGAACGUGUGAUCACUGAACCUUUUGUUCUGGAGUCCUAAGUGUCCCUCAACAGCUACAUAUGGAUCUGGCUGCUGCCCAGACAGGUUUUUAAAACUGAUAGGAAAUCCAUUUCCACAUCUGAUAAAUAUCUCAGUUGUUGACAGUGAUAGGGUACAUCUCCAGUAUUUCUCACUUUUUUUUUUUAAAGCAUUGAGUCUCCCAGGUGUGUGUAUUGUACCUUUGCUAAUUUUUGUCUUGUCUCGUCGAUAGACUUCAGUAUGCAGAAUGUUGGGUGUUGCAGUAGAGUUGGCCGUCACCAACUGCUAUAAAACUGUUCAGUACAUUGUAAUUCAGUUUAAUCUUGUUUAAAUAUUCUAUAACUGGGCAAAGGUGCUGUAUUUGAAGGGGGCGGGAGGGGCAGAGACGGGUAGUAUUUCUUCCUUUACAAACACUGUAGCACACAGUAGGGAUUUCCUAGCGUUUGUAGUACUAAAUAAGUAUGUACAUAGCAAAAUGUCUUUAUUGUGUGCUUUGCAGAGUAUGUGCAUACAGUUUGCACGUCCUGUUUUUGGGGGUAGGGUUUGUUUUAAGCAGUGUUUGCCUGGAGAGUGAUAUGCUUGCUGCUUAAUCAAAGGAUUAAAGUUUCAAAGAAAUCUGUGUCUUCUAUUUUUAUGUACCUGGUAAUAGUCUAAUAUGUUAGGGCCCUUAUACUGUGAUUCUCUUCUAAAUUCAUUUCUAUUUUUUUAAGAAUUAGAAAUAAAAUUAUACAAUGGUGUUGAUUUCGGUGGGGAAUUUCUUUUGCCAUAUCUCGUCUCCUGUUUUUGUAAUGUAGUAAUGAACUCUGACUUCAAGGUUGGCUUAAUUUUGUCACUUUAAAAAAUGUAAAAUGUUUGCACACUAAAGUUCGGCUGAGAACGUGUAUCUGACAUUGUUCAAAGCUAAUGUAACUCUACAGCUUUUUGUACAGUUUAUUUUAGUUAAUAAAGCAAAACGGUACUAAAACUGACAGGUUUUACAAAUGCAAGGCAUAAUUUGAACUACGUCGUCUGAAGAACAACGCUUGCCAAGUAUGGAUGUACGAAAAUAUCAGAUCUAAUUGUUGCACUUUAAAUCAGAAUGGGUAUGGAGCGAAGCAGGUAUUCCUGCAUUAAUAAAAUCGAUCACUAAACAUUGCA
Molecule: messenger RNA, 5411 nt
Organism: Gallus gallus (chicken)
Lineage: Eukaryota; Metazoa; Chordata; Aves; Galliformes; Phasianidae
Gene: RCOR3
Product: REST corepressor 3
Exons: 12
Coding region: 889-2394 (501 amino acids)
Biological process (GO): regulation of transcription by RNA polymerase II; negative regulation of DNA-templated transcription
Cellular component (GO): transcription regulator complex; histone deacetylase complex
Molecular function (GO): transcription corepressor activity
Source: RefSeq, a predicted model, not a curated record